AUGAGCUUUAUGCGGGCAAUCCGGAGAGGUCGAUUCUCUGUUGUACUGUCCGUUGCUGCUUUGUCCGUCUGGUUCUUGACCAGCCGAUUCGACUUGGUGCAAAGGGUAUCCCGAAUCGAUGAGACACCCACGGGGUACUCUUACAACAUCAACGAGCAUAUUGGGUUUUGGACCGAAUUCCAGCCGCUACUACUCGCAUUUGAACCACAAUGUAGACCCCCACAGCGUCUUGGAGAUGCUACCGCAACCCGAUUCUCCAUGUCCGAACCGGUUCCUCGGCCGGAGCUUCUCAAGAUGUCCUCACGAGAGGUACUUCACAUGAAAAGUGCUCACAGCGACUUUGUGAAUGCAAUCAACACGAGUCCACCUCACCUCAACUACACUGAAGGGACAAGAGGGCUGGUCACAACUGCAGGAGGUGCCUAUCUCCCCGUUUUAGUCAUUUCGCUACGCAUGCUGCGUCGCACAGGAUCCAAGCUGCCGGUCGAGGUUUUCCUUGCCACACAUGAAGAAUACGAGGAGAAGAUAUGUGACAAGGUUCUUCCGUCGCUGGACGCCAAGUGCAUUGUCAUGACAGACAUCCUGGACGCUGUUCCUGGAAUUGUCAAGAUCGAAAAGUAUCAACUCAAGCCAUUCGCCAUGCUCUUCUCCUCCUUCGAGGAGAUCCUGUUUCUCGAUGCGGACGCCUUUCCUUUGUCAAGGCCCGAGUCCAUAUUCGAGAACGAGCCCUUCAAGAGCACAAAGAUGGUGACAUGGCCUGAUUUCUGGGCUUCUUCCGCUUCUCCGUUAUACUACGAGAUCUCAUCGCAAGACGUCGAGCCCACGACUAUUCGACAAUCCACAGAGUCGGGAGAGUUGCUCAUCUCCAAAACAAGUCACUUGAAAACCCUCUUACUCUCUACAUACUACAAUUUCUGGGGACCUUCGCAUUACUAUCGACUCUUCUCGCAGGGUGCACCCGGCGAAGGCGACAAAGAGACCUUCGUCAGUGCCGCAGCUGCGCUUGGCGAGCCAUUUUACCAAGUCAGCGAACCGCUAUGCGCGAUGGGCCAUCGUACUGAAGGUGGGUUGGCAGGAUCCGCGAUGGUACAAUUCAAUCCUCGUGAGGACUACAGACUUACCCAAGGCGGGCAAUGGCGCGUGAAUGGGUCUCAGGCAGCCGCACCCAGUGCGUUCUUCAUUCAUGCGAAUUUCCCCAAGUUCAACCCCGCAACCAUUUUCCUGAACAUGAGCAAUGUCAAGCCAGUCUUCAAUGAUGAUGGCUCUUUUACAAGGGCAUGGACGAUCCCGGAAGAGACGAUCGAGUCCUUUGGCCGCGAUGUGGAGAAACAGUUCUGGGCAGACAUCAUGUGGACUGCUUGUGAACUCGAAUCUGAAUUUGAAAGCUGGAGGGAUACGCAAGGGAUCUGUGAGGGGGUCAAAAAGUAUUGGGAAUCUCAAUUUGGAUCAGAGAAUCCAGCCGAGGCAUAG
Molecule: messenger RNA, 1470 nt
Organism: Penicillium diatomitis
Lineage: Eukaryota; Fungi; Ascomycota; Eurotiomycetes; Eurotiales; Aspergillaceae
Product: alpha-mannosyltransferase
Exons: 1
Coding region: 1-1470 (489 amino acids)
Biological process (GO): mannan biosynthetic process
Cellular component (GO): Golgi apparatus
Molecular function (GO): alpha-1,2-mannosyltransferase activity
Source: RefSeq, a predicted model, not a curated record